This is a messenger RNA of Apus apus (common swift), 2501 nucleotides long. RefSeq names its product asporin (gene ASPN). Lineage: Eukaryota; Metazoa; Chordata; Aves; Apodiformes; Apodidae. The record is from RefSeq and is a predicted model, not a curated record. Gene Ontology annotation, molecular function: protein binding. The transcript has 10 exons. The coding region runs from base 410 to 1519 and encodes 369 amino acids.
AUCUUAAUAUUAUUCUUCAGUACUAAGAUGGGCUAAUCUGAAGCAGCACUUUAGUCUGGUAUCACCCACAGUGCCAGGAGGAUCAAGAACUUUGGAAGUGGAACUUUUCUUUAUAUUUACUUUCCAUUUCACAGAACUCAGCCUAACUUACUUCUUCUCUCUUUUUUUUUUUAAACAUGAAAUAACUGGACAUAAAGAUCUCAGGUGGAUUAUCACACUGCUUCCAGAAGAACUGUCAAACUUGCAAGUUUUACAGGACUGUUUGAUCAAAAAAUCAUCUUUAGACUAAAAGCAGAGUAUGUAGAAAAUAUCUAAGAGUUUUGACCUAUGGAUCAUCAUGACUCAGACUGAAGAACUUUUGAUUACAGAAGUAAUCAAGUUAGAGAUUGACUAUCCUGAAUAAGAAGAUAUGAAGGAAUACACACUCCUCUUCUUCUUGGCUUUGUGCUCUGCCAAAUCUCUCAUUGGUCCUUCAUAUUUGACACUAAAGAAUAUGAUGCUCCAAGAUAUGGAAGAAGACGACGACGAUGACGACAAUUCUCUAUUUCCAACCACUGAACCAAUUAUGCCACUAAUUCCUUUUGAUCUAUUCCCAACAUGCCCCUUUGGAUGCCAGUGCUAUAUGAGAGUUGUCCAUUGCUCUGACUUAGGUUUGACAUCAAUACCUCGCAACAUUCCACCAGACACUCGCAUGAUUGACCUUCAAAACAAUAAAAUAAGAGUGGUCAAGGAAAAUGAUCUCCAAGGGCUCACAUCACUUUAUGCACUGGCUUUGAACAACAACAAAAUAUACAAGAUUCAUCCAAAAGCCUUUCAACCAACAAAGAGGCUACGACGACUGUAUUUGUCCCAUAACCAGCUAACUGAGAUUCCAACAAAUCUACCAAAAACUUUAGCAGAGCUCAGAAUUCAUGCUAAUAAGGUUAAGAAAAUCCCCAAGGAUGUAUUUAAAGGAAUGAAGUCUCUACAUGUUUUAGAAAUGAGUGCAAAUCCUCUUUACAAUGAUGGAAUAGAGCAAGGGGCUUUUGAAGGUGUAAAUAUCUAUCAUAUAAGAAUUGCAGAAGCUAAAUUAACUUCAAUUCCUAAAGAUUUGCCUUCCAGUCUGCUAGAACUUCAUUUAGAUGACAAUAAGAUCACAGCAAUUGAACUUGAGGAUUUUAACCGGUAUAAAGAUCUUCAAAGGUUAGGCCUUGCGAAUAAUAAAAUCAAAGAUGUGGAAAAUGGAAGUUUUGCCAACAUACCAAGUAUACGUGAAAUCCAUCUUGAGAAAAAUAAGCUCAAGAAAGUUCCUCCUGGACUACCUGAACUGAGAUAUCUACAGGUGGUUUUCCUUCAUUCUAAUCAUAUUACAAAACUGGGAGUGAAUGACUUCUGUCCAACAGGAAGAAGAAAGAAGAAAGCAUUAUACAGUGGCAUAAGCCUCUUCAAUAAUCCUGUAAAAUACUGGGAGGUUCAGCCUUCAACUUUCCGUUGCAUUUUAGCUAGAAACAGUGUGCAACUUGGAAAUUUCCUCAACUGAUACUGAAGUUGGUAAUUUCAAAAAGUAACUUGUCCAAAUCAGUUCUACAAUACUUGAAAUUUGCAGGAAAAUGCCAAUUUUACACUACCUAAUCAGUUUACAAAGUAUUCAUUAUUUCAGAGAUGAUAAUUAGAAACAAUAUGUUAGUAGAAUCUAUGGUAUUAUUUGACAAUGUUCAACUUAUAUUUGAAUAAUUUAAACAAAAGCCUUUAUAUCUAAUGGAAGGUCUCUUGGAAAUGGAACUGGAAACUGUAUUUGAUGUUUCCUAUUAUAAUGUUAAAUGCUUUAAUUAAUUCACAUAGUUUUGACAUAUUCUUUCUUUCCAAUACAUUUAAAAAAUCAAGUGGAAGUGACUUUUUCCAUGGUAAGAAAAGUUGCAAAACAAAUUAUCAGACUUCAAGGACAAAUUCUUGUGAUAUUUUUGAUAACCAGCAAAGAUGCAAAGAAAAAAGAGGACUCCAAAAUAGAAUAUAUUUUUAUAAUCUAUUAAGGGAAAUAAAGGUGGGUUUCAUAUCAUGAACUAUCAGGCAAAAAACCUUUUAAAAAGUUUCUUUUUUUUUUUUUUUUUUUCUUGCAACUUUAAGAGGGAAAAGUUCUUCAAUGUUUUGCUAUCAAUAUAAUUUGAUGCACUCUGAACAUUAAAAAGUAGGAUUCAAGAUCUAUCAUAUGCUUCAAGCUUAAUAGGAAUGACUAUUAAAUUCCCUUUACGCCAGCAAAAACAUUUUCUUUUAGCUAUAACAACUGUAAUAAUGUUUUUCAUUUAAUUUUUUCCUGCUUUAUAUUUUGACAUCACACGGGUUACGUACGAAUCCCUCAACAAUGUAAGUACCUUCACAUUGCUGAAUGCAAGCAGAUAAGCUGGAACUCAACUGCCCUGACUUCUCAUGUAGGUCAGCACACAGAAUUCUCAAUACUGACAGUACUGUAUAAAAUGGGUAUUUUAAAAAUCUAUUUAGUGUAUAUUUGCUAUUGGGAUCCAAAA